Angiostrongylus costaricensis is the source of this 294-nucleotide messenger RNA. The record is from the annotation of a GenBank genome assembly. Lineage: Eukaryota; Metazoa; Nematoda; Chromadorea; Rhabditida; Metastrongylidae.
AUGUACGACAUGGGCAUGGCCAGAGUAUUUUUGGAUGACGAAGGCUAUCAUCGACCACCGAGAUCUCACGCGGGCAUGCGAGGCACAGAGGAGUGGAGCAGUCUCAAUGCUGAAAUCGGACGCGAUCAGUGGUAUCUGCGCACACUGGGUCGUGAUGAUACUCCAGACUAUUUCUAUCUGGCCAUGAUCCUUCAGGAAUCAACUGGACGUGUCAAAAAGACUCAGAAACCGGAAUCCGUCAACUACAAGAAGGCGAUGACCGAGAUCAGUCUACUUGAACGGGAAUUCUUCUAG